AGUCUGACCCAACACAUGACCCUAUGACGAGCGCAACAGAUGAACCAACAACCUCCACCACCAUCACAACCACAACCGCCUCCAAGGUCGUCCAUGCUAAGAUAAACUGGGGCAGGGUGUUUGGGAACAAGGCGAGGCAGAAGGAGAAACUCAACAGGUUACGUAAGCCAGCCUGGCCCACCACCACCACCACAGAGGGCUCAACAACAGUCCAACCCACAACUACAACCACAACCGCACUGCCCACCCAGCGGUCUCUGGCUGAACCUGUGACCGAGUCACCGUCUAGAGCAGGUAAACACAGAGAGACCCCAGAGGGCUCAUCAGACGAUGACUAUGGGGAUUCAUGGCCUGACUCUGAGGCCUCGACCACACCCCAGCCUGCCACUAGCCGUGGAACUACAGCCCCAGCCUAUGACUACAGGUCCUCCACCACCACAGAGUCCUCCCCUGACACCCAGACCAUCGCCUCCCCACCCACAGAAAAACCUGCCCCAAGAGAAGACACAGUUGAGGCCUCGUCCUCUGGGUCUGAAUCCGGAGGGUCAGGGAUGUACCUAUCCCGUAGAUUUUGGGGAAACCGGAGACCGAAUGGAGGGUCAGGGGGCAGGAGGCCUUUCAGGGGCAGGAGGCCUUUCAGAAAAACCACAACAACUACCGAAGCCCCCAGCACCACCAUAGAAACAACAGAGACCACCAUGGAAACCACCAUGGAGACCACCAUGGAAACCACCAUGGAGACCACCAUGGAGACUACCAUGGAGACCACCAUGGAGACUACCAUGGAGACUACCAUGGAGACCACCAUGGAGACUACCAUGGAGACCACCAUGGAGACCACCAUGGAGACCACCAUGGAGACCACCACAUAUCCCACACGGACCGUCUCCGUCUCCAAGCCCCUGUACACACCCUCCAGAGAAUCAGAAAGGUCUGCAGUGACUGUGUCCACUGACAUUACCUUCGAGGGAGAAACCACAACAGACUCCGACUCAUACGACGACGAGAACUGGACAGAUGAGAUGGAGUCCACCACUAACCGUCCACGAGCCUACACUUCCACCACCAGGCCUAGAAUGACCUCCACCACACCUUAUCCAACCACCACCUCAAGGCCUUACACUGCAUCAUCAACCCGCGCCCGGACUAACACCGACUCCAUCAGAAUGAACACUAGCAUCAGGCUCCCGUCAGGGAGAGAUAACCGUUACCAGAUCACACAGAGACCCAUGAUCAGGAGAACCAGGCCCACGGUGUCCAGCAACAGGGCCAGACCAAGCCCAGACAAGACCCUGACCUUUGACACAUUGACUGUUCUGGAAGCAGAGCAGGGGCACACCAAUAACCCCUACAGCAGCAAGGACAUAGACAAUGCCAUCUCCAACGCCUAUACCCACAUCACCGGCUAUGAUACGACAACCGCUAACAUUGUGGGCUUUGAGCCGUCUACCAAGGACAUGCCCACCAAGCCCAGGAUCGUGGGAGGCAACGCGGCCAGCUUCACUGUCCUGUCCAACUCAGAUGCCUUCCUGCCCUGUGAGGCCGCGGGCAGCCCUGAACCCACCAUCAGCUGGAAACGCUUCUCUUCAAGCACGGGAAGCACAUUGACCAUCAAGGGCAAGAUGGGCAAGUUUGAGGUGUUCCAGAACGGCACUCUGUCCAUCCAGAACGCCAAUAUCAAAGACCGUGGCCAGUACCUCUGCCUGGCCGAGAACGACCAGGGGUCAGACAAGCUCCUGGUCACCCUGUCCGUGGUGGCCUACCCCUCACGCAUCCUGGAGCCCAAGGUACGGGAGAUCAAGUCCCACUCAGGGAAGACAGUGGAGAUGAAGUGCAAGGCGGAGGGCCGCCCCACCCCUCUGGUCUCCUGGAUCCUGGCCAACCGCACCCAAGUCAGGGGCCACAAUUCGGACCCCAGAGUGUCAGUGACCCCAGAGGGCACUCUGCUCAUCAAGCAGGUGUCUGUGUAUGACCGGGGCCACUACAAGUGCAUCGCCAGUAACCCUGCUGGAGCCGACACUGCCACUGUCAGACUGCAGGUGGUGGCAGCACCCCCUGGCAUCCUGGAGGCCAAACGACAGCAGGUCCAGGCCGGUGUGGGUCAGAGCCUGUGGUUACCCUGUACAGCUCAGGGCAGCCCCCAGCCCACCGUACACUGGGUCCUCUACGAUGGGAUGGCGGUGCUGCCCCUGAAGCCCUCUGUGGACCCCAGGUUGUCUGUGUUCGCUAACGGAACGCUCCACCUGACCGAUACGGCCGCCACGGACAGUGGGAAGUACGAGUGCAUUGCCACCAGCUCAACAGGGUCGGAGCGCAGGGUGGUGAAGCUGACGGUGGAGAAUAGGGCCCCUGAGAUCACCGAGGCAUCACACCGCAGGACGGUGCUUUCGUAUGGGGACCAGCUGAGGCUGAACUGUUCGGCCACCGGGGACCCCAAACCCAGGAUCAUCUGGAGACUACCCUCCAAAGCUGUGGUGGACCAGUGGCACAGGAUGGGAAACAGGAUCCAGGUCCUGGACAAUGGCACCCUGAUCAUCGACUCUGUAAGUGACAAGGACGCUGGGGACUACCUGUGUGUGGCGCGCAGCAAGGUGGGAGACGACCUCCAGCUCAUGAAGGUCACUGUGUCCAUGAAGCCGGCCAAGAUCGAGCCUAAGACAUACAGCAAGAAGCAGGUCCCCUACGGCAACGACCUGAAGGUGGACUGCAAAGCGUCUGGGGCCCCGGAGCCAGAGAUCUCCUGGGGCCUGCCGGACGGCACCGUGGUCAACAGCGCCCUGCAGGCAGACAGCACCAGUAGAGGGGGACGCGCACGACGAUACAUCCUGUUUGAUAAUGGCACGCUUUAUCUCAACCAGGUGGGCAUGGCGGAGGAGGGUGACUACACGUGCUACGCCGAGAACCAGCUGGGCAAGGAUGAGAUGCACGUACACAUCACCGUGGUGACGGCAGCGCCACGGAUACGGAUGCCCAGCCGGACCUACGCCCAGGUGAAGCCUGGAGGCAACAUUCGCUUAGACUGCGAGGCCGUGGGCGAGCCCAAGCCCAAGAUCCUGUGGAUGCUCCCCACCAACGACAUGAUCGCAGCCUCCAAUGAGCGCUACCUGAUGCAUGUCAACGGGUCUCUAGAUAUCCGGGACGUUAAGCUUAGGGAUGCUGGUGAGUACGUUUGCAUGGCUCGCAACACCGCCGGGGAUGAUAGCAAGGUUUACAAGCUGGAUAUUGACGGCAACCCUCCGGUUAUCAACGGCUACCACCAGAACAGGACCGUGGUGAAAGACACGGCCGCCAAGUACUCCAGGAAGUUCAUAGACUGCAAGGCCGCUGGAGACCCGCCUCCGAAGAUCACAUGGAUCAUGCCGGAUAACAUCUUCCUGAAUGCUCCGUAUUUCGGCAGCAGAAUCAACGUCCACCACAACGGAACACUGGAGUUCCGGAACGUCCGUCCGACGGACAUGGCGGAGUUCAUCUGCAUGGCGAGGAAUGACGGAGGGGAGGCGGUGAUGGUGGUGCAGCUGGAGGUCACUGACAUGCUCCGACGGCCCAUCUUCAAGAACCCCUUCAACGAGAGGGUGGUGACCCGCAUGGGCAAGACCACGGUGCUGAACUGUUCUGCAGACGGUCACCCCACACCAGAGAUCAUCUGGCUGCUGCCUAAUGGGACCCGCUUCACUGGCAGCCCCGACCGGGGCUCGCGCCAACACCUAGGCAACGACGGAACCUUCGUCAUCUACAACCCCAGCAAGGAUGAUGCUGGGAAGUACCACUGUGCAGCUAAGAACUCGAUGGGCUACAUUGAGAAGCUGAUAGUUCUGGAGGUAGGCCAGAAGCCCUUAAUCCUCACCAGGCCCAGAGGGAUCAUACGCAGUGUGUCUGGGGACCCUCUGUUCCUCCACUGCCUGGCUGACGGUAGCCCCAGACCCAGUAUCUACUGGACCAUCCCUGGAGGCCACACCCUGGCCAGGCCGCAGGUCCACGGACGCCACCAGCUGAUGGAGAACGGGACCCUGGUUGUCAGGGACACCACCCUCCACGACCGGGGAAACUACGUGUGUCGGGCGCGGAACGAUGCUGGCGAGGCGGUUCUCACAGUGCCAGUCAUCAUCAUCGCCUAUCCUCCCCGCAUCACCACGGGACCCCCUCCCACCGUGAGGGCGGUGGCGGGGGCGCUCAUCCAACUCAACUGUGCCGCCAUCGGGAUCCCAAAGCCGGAGAUGACCUGGGAGCUGCCUGACCGCUCUGUGCUCUCCACGGCUGGGAAAGGGCGGCCCACGGGCAGCGAGCUGCUCCACCCUCAGGGAACGCUGAUCAUCCAGAGACCCACCACAGCAGACUCUGGCACCUACAAGUGCCUGGAAAAUCACCUGGGUACGGACUCACGGGUCACAUAUGUGCGUGUGCUGUGA
Molecule: messenger RNA, 4406 nt
Organism: Coregonus clupeaformis (lake whitefish)
Lineage: Eukaryota; Metazoa; Chordata; Actinopteri; Salmoniformes; Salmonidae
Product: immunoglobulin superfamily member 10
Source: RefSeq, a predicted model, not a curated record